Molecule: messenger RNA, 1070 nt
Organism: Culex pipiens pallens (northern house mosquito)
Lineage: Eukaryota; Metazoa; Arthropoda; Insecta; Diptera; Culicidae
Exons: 2
Coding region: 612-1001 (129 amino acids)
Source: RefSeq, a predicted model, not a curated record
AAAUCUUCUGAAGGAGGAAAAGUUGGAUUUGGCUAAAUUGGACAAGUUUAUCACUACAUGGAACAUUGCUAAGCGCAAUGUACAUUCGCUUUUCAAUCAAAAUUCGUGCGCUAAUUACAACUACCCUCCUCCGGAGAUGAUUAACCAAGUGAGAAGACCAGUUCACGAGCGUUUGGGCCAUCCCUACAAUCAAAGACAACACACACGCACACAAAACAAUGUCAAUAGACAGGGUAAUGGUUUCAAUAGAACAAAUGGAUCGGGCAACAGAUCGGGUUACAACAACUACAACAAUCACAAUCACACACAAAAUUCACAAAACACUCAGCGUACAGUUCGAUUCCAAGGUGAUAAUCGUAACAACACACAAAGAAACACAAACUACAGUAACAAUAACAGACUAAAUGGUCGCAACAACUACAACAACUGGCCUAAGAGGGAUUAUUCGGAGAUGGAAUGUGAUUACUGUGGGGAGUUAGGUCACAUUAGGAGAAAGUGUUUCACACUGAAAAACCUGCAGCGAGAUGCGGUGAAUUUCAUCGAGGCCGCGAGGCCAGGGACCAGUGCAGAAAAGGAGUUGUCGGAUCUGAUGGGACGCAUGAGGACAGCAGAUGGUCCUAGGGUGGAGACUUCGGACGAUGAAAGCUACUCCGAGUGGAACCCAGAUACAAAUUGGAAACGCGGUGCUGAUCGCGCAGCGCGGACAGCUUAAACCGCGACGUGAACGCCGGCACGAACAUCCAAAUUUGAUGAUGCCGCUCGCAACGCCGGUGACAAAUGCGGCGGAAGACUACAUGGAUGUCGAGAUGGGAGAAGAUACAGAACUGAUGCGGGGCACUGGAUGCGGUGAGGGCCCGUUCCGAGGAUUCUUGGAACCGGUUCAAACGAAGAGCAGAAGAAGAAAGCGGGAUGCCGCUGUGGCGGAGUUGCCAGCGAUCUGUCUUCGACGUUCGAAACGUCAGAGAAAUCCUAAAAUGAACGAUGAAUUUGUUUAUAACUAGUGCAUAGCUUUUUCGAACUCAAACUCUUACAAUUUUCUUAUUAAAAUAACUUGUAUUUCGAAUACUUAA